AUGAGGGGGUUGAUUUUAGCCCUGUUUUUAACACUUGUGGGGAGCCAACAUCUUAAUUAUCAACCUGAUUUCAGUGAAAACAAGGCUUAUACAUAUAAUUAUGAAAGUGUACUUCUCAGUGGGCUUCCAGAGAAAGGACUUGCAAGAGCUGGAAUAAGAAUAAGAAGUAAAGUGGAAAUUAGUGGUAUUGAGCCAAAACUUUGUCUUAUUAGGAUUCACUCAAUCGAAGCAGCAGAAUACAACGGUAUUUGGCCUACAAGCUCAUUCUCCCGGUCGCUCAAACUGACUCAGGCGCUAACAGGACAGCUGAGUAAUCCCAUCAAAUUUGAGUAUAACAAUGGCCAUGUUGGAAACCUUAUGGCUUCUGAGGCCGUCUCAGAUGAUGGUCUUAACAUCUACAGAGGGGUUCUGAAUGUGCUGGAGCUGAGUAUAAAGAAGAUGCAGAACUCAUAUAACUUACAGGAGGCCAGCAUUGGAGGAGUUUGUAAUACUACCUACGCAAUUCAGGAAAACAAGAGAGCAAACCUAAUGUAUGUGACAAAAUCUAAGGACUUAAACAGCUGCGAAGGGAAAGUUCAAAUGGUCACUGGUUCAGCAUACACUCAUCCUUGCCGGACCUGCCAGCAGAGAAACAAGAAUUCCCGGGCAACUGCUACUUACAAUUACAAAAUUAAAUAUGCACGUAAUGAAGCAGUAAUUACACAAGCUGAUGUCGAGGAAAUCCACCAGUUUGCACCCUUCAAUGAGAUAACAGGAGGAAAUGCUAUAGUAGAAGCAAGGCAGAAACUUACACUGACUGAUGUGCAAAAGCACAUGGCUGAGAUCCCACCAAAGGAAUUUUGGAAGCGUGGGUCACUUCAGUACCAGUUUGGAAGUGAAUUGCUUCAACUUCCUGUCCACUUAUUCAAAAUAAAAAAUGUGGAAAGCCAGAUAGCGGAAAGCCUACAAGAUCUAGUAGAUAACGCUCAUGAACAGGUUCCCAGUGAUGCACCUGCAAAAGCCCUCAAGCUUUUGCACCUUUUCCGUGUAGCAAAUGAGGAGAAUUACGAGUCAAUAUGGAAACAGUUCUCAAGUCGACCAGCAUACAGGCGCUAUCUUUUGGAUAUAGUUCCUUCAGUUGCCACUCAUCACGCACUCAGAUUCUUAAGGCAUAAAAUGGAAAGACAAGAACUCACCAACUGGGAAGCAGCUCAGACAGUGCUUGUCGGUCUGCACUCAAGCGUGCCAACUAGUGAUGUGAUGGAGGAAGCCACACUCAUUGUGAAAAAACAUUGCCCACGCUCAAGUACUGUGCUUGGAAAGGUUUGCCAUCUUAGCUAUGCAUCAUUGUGCCAUAAACAGUGCUCUUCAUCAGAUUCCUGUUCAGAAUGUCUCCAGCUACUUCAUGGUUUUGCAGGAGAGGCAUUGAGCAAGUCUAACACAGAAGAAAUUUCCAUGGCCUUGAAAGCCCUUGGGAAUGUGGGACAUCCAGCCAGCAUCAAGCAUAUCAAGAAAUUUUUGCCAGGAUAUGCAUCUGGUGCCUCAGAUCUGCCACUCAGAGUUCAUGCAACUGCUGUGAUGGCGCUGAAAAACAUAGGCAUGAGAGACCCAAAAAUGGUACAGGUUAUUACCCUUGAGAUUUUCCUGAAUCACAAAAUACAUCCUCAGCUCCGAAUGUUAGCUGCCUUAGUUUUGCUUGGAACCAAGCCAGGUAUUCCUAUACUGAUGACAUUAACUGAUGCUGUGCUGAAGGAACCUAGCAUGCAAGUGGCAAGUUUCAUCUAUUCUCACCUGAGGGCUCUGGGUAGAAGCACAGCUCCAGAUCUACAAGUAAUGGCUUCUGCCUGCAGAAUGGCUAUUAGAGUAUUAAGUCCCAAAUUUGACAGAUCUGGAUAUCAGUUCAGCAAGGUCUUCCGCUUCAGUAUGUUCAAAGAGUUUCUUAUGAGUGGACUGGCAGCUAAAUUUUUGGUAUUGAAUAACGCAGGCAGCACAAUUCCAACAAUGGCAAUGUCCCAGCUGCAGACACAUUUUUUUGGAAGAGUUGCUGAUCCCUUGGAGGUGGGAAUAACAGCUGAAGGGCUGCAGGAGAUGUUGGCUAAAGGUUACUCCCCUGACCAGGACUGGGAGACUGACCAUGACUUCAAGGAAAUCUUGAAAACGCUUUCUGACUGGAAGGCCUUCUCUAGUGACAAACCUUUUGUAUCAGGCUACCUGAAGAUGUUUGGCCAAGAGUUAUUCUUCGGUGGACUUGACAAAAACACCAUCCAAAAUGCAUUGCAGGCAUGGUAUGGGCCUGAUGAAAAAAUCCCCUCAAUAAGGAGAUUCAUCAGUAGCCUUCAAAGUGGUGUAGGGAGGCAGUGGACCAAGGCUUUGCUGUCCUCUGAGGUCCGCCAUAUUGUGCCUACCUGCACUGGAUUCCCAAUGGAGACAAGCUUCUAUUAUGCAUCUAUCACAAAAGUGACGGGAAAUGUUCAAGCACAGAUUACACCUUCUCCAAAGUCUGAUUUCCGACUGACUGAGUUACUAAAUGCCAACAUUAGGCUGCGAUCCAAAGUGAGUCUAAGCAUGGCUAAGGACAUGACCUUUGUAAUGGGAAUCAAUACACAAAUGAUCCAGGCAGGACUGGAAGCACAUGCCAAAAUGAGUGCUCUUGUCCCUGUGAAUGUUGUUGCCACCAUCCAGAUGAAGGAAAAAAGCAUCAAAGUUGAAAUUCCGCCGUGUAAAGAAGAAACUGAUGUUAUUACUGUAAGGUCUAAGACAUUUGCUGUUACACGGAAUGUCGAGGAUUUGGCUGCUAGUCAGAUGACUCCAGUUCUUCUACCUGAAGCAGUGCCUGACAUAAUGAAGAUGUCCUUCGAUUCAGAUUCUGCAUCAGGCGAGACUGAUAACAUCAGGGACAGACAGUCUGCAGAAGAUGUUUCAUCAGGAAGGUCCUUUUCCGUUGGACACUCAUCUUCCCAGAAGGAACCAUUUGUUCACUCCAUGUGCUCCAAUGCAAGUACAUUUGGAGUUCAAGUGUGCACUGAAAGGAAAAGCAUACAUGCAGCAUUUAUCAAAAAUGUACCUCUUUAUUACUUAGUUGGAGAACAUGCACUUAGAAUUAGCUUCAAACCAGUUUAUACAGAGGCACCCAUUGAAAAAAUACAAGUCACAAUUCAAGCAGGGGCCCAAGCUCCUACAAAAAUGGUACGCUUAGUAACAUUUGAAGAUCCAGAGACACAAGUAUCUUCCAGCAAAGAAGCAAUUAAAAGAGUGAAGAAAAUCCUUGAUGAUACUGAUGGCCAGGGGCCAAGAAAAUCAAGAAGCUCAUCGUCCAGUGCCAGCAGCACCAGUGGAAGCACUGAGAGUACAACAAGCAGCCCCUCCAGCAGUGACUCUGACAACAGAGCCUCCCAGGGAGGCACACAGAUAAAUCGGAAAACAAAACAAUCUCAAGCCAAAGGAAAGAAAUUCUAUCCCUUUGGGGACAGCAGCAGUAGCAGCAGCAGCAGUAGUGAUAGUAGCAGCAAGAGCAGUAGCAGCGGAAGCAGUAGCAGCAAGAGCAGUAGUAGCGGGAGCAGUAGCAGUGGAAGCAAUAGCAGUAGUAGUAGCAGCAAAAGCAGUAGCAGUAGUAGCAGUAGCAAAAGCAGUAGUAGCAGCAGCAGCCAAAGCAGCAGCAGGAGGAAAGGUAGUAGUAGUAGUAAUAGUAGCAAAAGCAGUAAUAGUAGCAGCAGCAGCAGCAGCAGCAAAGCAUCUGGUAUGAAACAUAUAGGUAAAAAGCAUCCCAGGCCCACAUCAGCUCCACGUGCCAGUGCUGCUGUUGGAGAGAGAAGUGUUCAUGAGCAGAAGCCUAAAACACGGAGCAGCAGCAGCAGCAGCAGCAGCAGUGAAAGUGUUGGUGUAUCCCAUCGCCACAGCAAGGAGCACUCCAGCAAAUAUGAUCGACAAGCUGAGACAAAACAUGUCAAGUCUCAAUUUAACAGUCACAGUAGUUACGACGUUUCCACAGAACAGGAGCAUUACCUUCCGAAAGUGUACCGGCUCCGCUUCAGGUCUGCUCAUGUCUAUUGGCAUUCAGAUCAGAAGAUACCAGGCAGCUCAUCAUCAUCUUCGUCCGAAUCAGGAAGUAGUCACAGCAACAGCAGCAGUAGUGGCAGCAGGAGCAGUCACAACAAAAGCAGUGCCAGCAGCAGCAGCAGCAGCAGCAGCAGCAGCAGCAGCCACCACCAUCGCCAUCACCAUCGGGGAAAUACUGGCAGCAACUCUAGGAGGAGCCACGUUAGCAAAGGAAUCGGCAUUCAUCACAGGAGUGGUUCCAGCUUAACACAUGAGCGCAACUUCCUGGGAGAUGUAAUUCCACCUGGCAUUACAAUUGUGGCACAGGCAGUAAGGAGUGACAACAGAAAUCAAGGUUAUCAAGCUACAGCAUAUGUUCGUUCUGAUGCUGCCAAAGUUGAUGUGCAACUAGUUGUGGUUCAGCUGGCUGAAACCAGUUGGAAAGCAUGUGCUGAUGCUGUAAUACUGCCUCUGAAAGCACAGGCCAGACUGAGAUGGGGUAAGGAGUGCCGAGACUACAAAAUAGAAGCCAGGGCUACCACGGGCCAGCUGGCAAGGAAACCAGCCGUGCAGCUGAAGGUGCAAUGGGGAAAUCUUCCAACCUGGAUAAAGAAGACAAGCGUGGCAUUCAUACAGUAUGUUCCUGGGGCAGCACUCAUGUUGGGCUUCUCAGAAGCACAUCAGAGAAAUCCAUCUCAUGAAUUUAUAGUAAGAGCAGCUGCAACAUCUCCACGGACAAUUGAUACAGUAAUUAAAGCUCCUGGGGUAACGCUUUACUACCAGGCAUUCCGAAUUCCAUUCACUUUGCCCUUAGGCCCAUCUCCAACUUACGAAACUCGAGAUAUCACUGCUUGGAAUUUCCUUCCUGAAGUAGCUUCACAAAUAGCUCAAGAAGAUCAAUCCACAUGUGAAGUCAGCGAGGGAGAUUUCAAAACAUUUGAUCAUGUGAACCAUACAUAUUCUUUUAGUAAAAGAUGCAGCCUGAUAGUGGCCCAAGACUGUACUGAACAUCCAAAGUUCAUCAUUACUACAAAAAAGGUUGAUCCAAAGUCCUUCUCAAGAGAGGUUCACAUAAAUACAAGCUCAUUAAACAUCACAAUCUGUCCUGCACCAAAUUCAUCUCUCCUUGUGGCGUGCAAUGAAGAACCAGUACUAACACACAGUGGAGAUUCUGAGUAUGAAAAAGACAAUAUUAAAAUUUAUAAAAAUGGAACAACAGUUAUCGUGGAAGCUCCAACACAUGGGCUGAAGAACGUGACUUUUGAUGGUGUGAUCCUUAAGGUUACUGUUGCUUCAUGGAUGAGAGGAAAGACCUGUGGAGUUUGUGGAAAUAAUGACAGAGAAAAGCACAAUGAACUCAUAAUGCCAAAUCAUAAGCUGGCACACAGCUGUUCUGCUUUUAUUCAUUCAUGGGUAUUGCUAGAAGAAACCUGCUCUGGUGGGUGCAAACUACAGCGCAGUUAUGUGAAGCUGAAUCGAAAUCCUACUGUUGAUGGAGAAGAAUCUACGUGCUACUCUGUUGACCCAGUACUGAAAUGUAUGAAAGAGUGUACUCCAAUUGAAAAAGCUUCAGUUAAGCUUGGCUUCCACUGUUUCCCAAAAGAUACUGCUGUAAGCCUGCUGGAGUGGCAGAGAAGCAGUGAUAAGAAAUCUGCAUCUGAGGAUGUUGUGGAGUCUGUGGAUGCUGACAUUGAUUGUACCUGCACUGGUGACUGUAGUUAA
Molecule: messenger RNA, 5736 nt
Organism: Rhea pennata
Lineage: Eukaryota; Metazoa; Chordata; Aves; Rheiformes; Rheidae
Product: vitellogenin-1-like
Exons: 36
Coding region: 1-5736 (1911 amino acids)
Biological process (GO): response to estradiol; lipid transport; cellular response to estrogen stimulus
Molecular function (GO): lipid carrier activity
Source: RefSeq, a predicted model, not a curated record